Messenger RNA from Paramecium octaurelia, 396 nucleotides. The record is from the annotation of a GenBank genome assembly. NCBI's taxonomy places the organism in Eukaryota, Ciliophora, Oligohymenophorea, Peniculida, Parameciidae.
AAAAUGCUAAGAAUAUUAUUGAUUCGUUAAAUAAUUAAAUAAAUCAAUAGAACUUAUAAUUAGAAGCAUAUAGGAAUAGAGUAAGAGAAAUUGAAAUAGAUUUAGAAUAUAAGAAUGAGUAAAUAAAAAAAUUAACAAUUGAUAACUAUUAAUUCUAGAUGAUAAUAAAUAAUUAGAAAAAUAAUUUAAUUGAUUUAAGGAGAUAAGAUUUGAAAAGUCCAAAACAAGUGCUAUGAAAUAGAUUUAAUAGACCUUUGAGCAAUUGGAGGUAUUGCAUUCAUCAAUAUGUAGAAUUCAUAAACAAAUUAUAAAAUUCAUACACCUUUGAGUCAAAAUUUAUCGAUAUCUACUUCAUCGAUGGUGGAAAUGAUAAAUGAGAUGAAAGAGUCCUCUUGA